AUGCUGUCAACAACUACCAAUGUGAAGUGUAGGCUUGAGAUGUUUGAUAAGGACCUCAUGAUGCUCCAGGUGGGGGCUUCCAUGAUGGAUCCCAACCACUUUCUGAUGAUUGUGCUCAGUCUUUUUGAGCUCUUUCAUAUCGUUAGUUCAGCCGACUGCAGGAAAAGAUACAACAUCGAGAACACGGAUAAGGAUGUAGUCCAGCAGAACAGCACUUUAAUAGAAGAGAUGCUUCACCUCAUUAUAAUGGUUGUGGGUGAGCGGUUUACACCAGGCAUUGGGCAUGUAGAAGACUGUGAUGAACUAAACAGAGAAAUCAUACAUCGGCUUUGUAUUCGUCCCAUGGCUCACAGUGAGCUGGUCAAGGCCUUGCCUGAAAAUGUGAGUAGACGUACUCAUGGAAUUGUUCAAUUAGUUAUGGAUUUUCUAUGUGCUGCUGUCCAGUUAUAUUAUAUUAUAUCGAAAGCCUUCUUAUGAAAUGUGUUUCAAAGGCUUCAUAAGUAUUUUAGGAGAAUAAAGAGACAGGAAUGGACAGAGUCCUUGAUAGUGUUGCACUGUUUAAGUUGGUGUCUCAUUCUCCUUCCAGAUGCUUCCUUCCUUCCUUCCAGAUGCUUUUCUACAGAGUAGACAGGAACUUGAUCCAUGCAUAUGAAUUCAGAAACUGCCCUAUCCAGUUUCCUUGCUUCGUUUGAGUUUUGUCAUAUUUUCUGUGCCUUUUAUUUUAAUUUUCAGAGAGAGAGAGAGAGAGAGAGAGAGAGAGAGAGAGAGAGAGAUAUUAUUAAUUGGUGGUCGGUGGAGCAAUCAUAUUUUAGCCCAGAAUCUUUAGCUUGCCUUUGCCAGGAGGUUCAGACUUGGCUUUCAACAAGAUAAAGAGCCAAGCAUACUUCCAAAUGAACACCAAAAUGCUUCAAGAAACUCAAAAUCAGUGUUUUACAAUGAGCUUAAAAUGUCCUCCAUGGUGGCAUGGACCAGGACCCCUCGGUCUGCAGCAUUACAGGAAGAUUUCAGGUUAGACGUUAUGGGAAGAGUCUCAGUGCUGUUAUUGUCUCUGGGGCAGACAUCAGUUAACAUUGUGACCCCUUCCCUGGAGAGAACAGCAUUACAAUUCUGAAAACAGUUUUUGUAAAUGAUAAUUCACUACUUAAAGCAUGUACCCGAGCUCCUGCUACGCAGUAACUAAAACUGUCUGCAACUCACGUGUUACUUCAUUCUUUAGUUCCUUCUCUUAAGUGUAGAGCCUCUGUCAGAUUGUGUGAUUGAUAAAGAAAAGCACAUAAGUGACAAAAUACCAGUUUGAGUGCCUAGUGGUCUAAUCAGGAAAUGCUCUUUGGAAGCUCAAUAUAUGCACUUAUCCAUUUGCAUUUUGAUUCGGCUG
Molecule: messenger RNA, 1375 nt
Organism: Ictalurus furcatus (blue catfish)
Lineage: Eukaryota; Metazoa; Chordata; Actinopteri; Siluriformes; Ictaluridae
Product: E3 ubiquitin-protein ligase UBR2-like
Exons: 5
Coding region: 1-477 (158 amino acids)
Biological process (GO): ubiquitin-dependent protein catabolic process via the N-end rule pathway
Cellular component (GO): cytoplasm; ubiquitin ligase complex
Molecular function (GO): ubiquitin protein ligase activity
Source: RefSeq, a predicted model, not a curated record